Molecule: messenger RNA, 3152 nt
Organism: Dipodomys spectabilis (banner-tailed kangaroo rat)
Lineage: Eukaryota; Metazoa; Chordata; Mammalia; Rodentia; Heteromyidae
Gene: Arpp21
Product: cAMP regulated phosphoprotein 21
Exons: 20
Coding region: 106-2640 (844 amino acids)
Cellular component (GO): cytoplasm
Molecular function (GO): nucleic acid binding
Source: RefSeq, a predicted model, not a curated record
CCGGCGAGGAGCAACAGAAGCUGCCUAGUAAGUCGCCAAGACCUACAACAAGAACUCUACGGGAAAGGGCAUAAAACCUUGUUAUUUUAAGUUACAUCUGGGAGAAUGUCUGAGCAAGGAGACCUGAACCAGGCCAUAGUAGAGGAAGGAAGGACGGAGCAGGAGGCUGCUCCAGAGAAUGGCAUAGUAAAAUCAGAAAGUCUGGAUGAAGAGGAGAAGCUGGAACUACAGAGGCGGCUGGCAGCUCAGAACCAAGAGAGAAGAAAAUCCAAGUCAGGAGCUGGAAAAGGUAAACUGACCCGGAGUCUUGCAGUCUGUGAGGAGUCAUCGGCCAGACCAGGGGGUGAAGGUCUUCAAGAUCAGGAAUCAAUUCAUUUACAGCUUUCCAGUUUCCCCAGCCUGCAAGAGGAGGAUAAAUCUAGGAAAGAUGACUCUGAAAGAGAAAAAGAAAAGGAUAAAAACAAAGAUAAAACCUCUGAAAAACCCAAGAUCAGAAUGUUAUCCAAAGAUUGCAGCCAAGAAUAUACGGAUUCCACAGGCAUAGACUUACACGAAUUUCUGAUUAACACUUUAAAGAAUAAUUCCAGGGACAGGCUGAUACUCUUGAAAAUGGAGCAGGAAAUUAUUGAUUUCAUUGGUGACACCAAUAACCAUUACAAAAAGUUCCCCCAGAUGUCUUCCUAUCAGAGGAUGCUGGUCCACCGGGUGGCAGCUUACUUUGGAUUGGAUCACAAUGUGGAUCAGACAGGAAAAUCUGUAAUCAUCAACAAGACUGGCAGCACCAGAAUACCAGAGCAAAGGUUUUGUGAACAUUUAAAAGAUGAAAAAGGUGAAGAAUCCCAGAAGCGGUUUAUCUUGAAGCGAGAUAACUCUAGUAUUGAUAAAGAAGACAAUCAGCAAAACAGAAUGCAUCCAUUUAGAGAUGACAGACGAAGUAAAUCAAUUGAAGAGAGAGAAGAGGAGUAUCAGAGAGUGAGGGAGAGAAUAUUUGCACACGAUUCAGUUUGCUCCCAGGAAAGUCUUUAUAUGGAAAACAGUAGGCUCUUGGAAGACAGUACCAUAUGCAAUGAGAUCUAUAAGAAAAGACAGCUUUUUCGGGGCAACAGAGACAGCUCAGGGAGGACAUCUGGGAGUCGGCAAAGCAGCUCAGAGAACGAACUCAAGUGGUCUGACCACCACAGGGCCUGGAGCAGCACAGACUCUGACAGCUCUAACCGCAACCUACGGCCUACCAUGACUAAGACGGCGAGUUUUGGGGGCAUCACGGUGCUGACCAGGGGUGACAGCGCAUCCAGUACCAGGAGUGCCGGGAAGCUGUCCAAAACAGGUUCUGAGUCUUCCAGCAGUGCAGGCUCUUCGGGAUCACUGUCCCGUACCCACGCCCCUCUCCAGAGCACACCCCUGGCCUCCACCUUGGCAACUGGAUCCCCUGGCUGUUUGCCCUAUGCAGAGAAUGGAAUAGGAGGCCAGGUCCCUCACAGCAGCACCAGCUACAUCCUCCUUCCACUUGAAGCUGCCACAGGCAUCCCUCCCGGAAGCCUCCUUCUUAAUCCACAUACAGGUCAACCCUUUGUGAAUCCAGAUGGAAGUCCUGCAAUAUACAACCCACCUGGCAGCCAGCAGCCCCUACGCAGCACAGUAGGGGGGCAGCCCACACAGCAGCCCCCACAACAGCCGUCACCUCAGCCUCAGCAGAUGCAGCCGCCGCAGCCCCAGAUGGCAGGCCCUCUGGUCACUCAGUCUGUCCAGGGUCUGCAAGCCAGCUCCCAGUCUGUGCAAUAUCCUGCGGUGUCUUUUCCUCCACAGCAUCUUCUGCCUAUGUCUCCAACACAGCACUUUCCCAUGAGAGAUGAUGUAGCAGCCCAGUUCAACCAGCUUAGUCUAAGCAGGCAGUCCUCUGGAGAGACUCCGGAGCCACCAUCCGGUCCUGUCUACCCACCCUCCCUCAUGCCACAGCCAGCCCAGCAGCCAAGCUAUGUCAUUGCGUCAACAGCCCAGCAGCUUUCCACAGGGGGGUUCUCGGGCUCAGGCCCUCCCAUCACCCAGCAGGUCCUUCAGGCCCCACCCUCUCCACAAGGAUUUGUGCACCAGCCUCCACCAGCACAGAUGCCUGUAUAUUACUAUCCAUCUGGGCAGUACCCUACCUCAACUACACCACAGUACCGGCCCCUGGCCUCCGUUCAGUACAGUGCUCAGAGGGGUCAGCAGGUGCCACAGGCAGCACAGCAAGCAGGUUAUCAGCCAGUCCUGUCUGGACAGCAGGGGUUCCAAGGCCUGAUGGGAGUACAGCAGUCUCCUCAGAGUCAGGGUAUGGUGAGCAAUCAGCCAGGAGCUCCUGUGCAAGGCAUGAUGGUCUCCUACCCAACCAUGUCCUCUUAUCAGGUGCCAAUGACCCAAGGGUCUCAAGGAGUGCCCCAGCAGACAUACCAACCACCAAUCAUGCUGCCUAACCAGGCAGGCCAGGGGUCACUCCCAGCCACCGGAAUGCCUGUGUACUGUAAUGUCACACCGCCAACCCCUCAGAACAACCUUAGGCUGCUUGGUCCACACUGCCCCUCCAGCACUGUCCCUGUGAUGUCUGCCAGCUGCAGGACAAACUGUGCAAGCAUGAGCAACGCCGGCUGGCAGGUCAAAUUCUGAAUGCAGUGGCUGAGGUGCAUUUCUUCAGAUAUUACUCAAGGCCUUUAUGGAAAAAGAGGAGCAAGUUGGGAACACAGACUGAGGACUUAAGUAUUCACUCAACACUCCAGUGUUUGCUGCUGGUAUUCUCCUGUAAAAAAUAAAAAAAAUAAACAAAGACUAAUACACACUUUAGCUGGUUAAUGGUGCAUAUUUCCGUCAUGUCUGCUAGGUAUGCCUUUAUAGCUUAGCUAGUGACAUGAAUUCAUCAAGGUAAGAUUUUCUCCUACCACUGAAUACCACUGUGUAGAUUACAAUAUCACCGAUUCGGAUUAGUUUUGUACUUUGUGUUGAGUUUGUGAUGCUAAAAGUAUUUAAAAAUUAUAUUCUAAAUCGCACUGUACCAAAGCUGUAAUGGAAAAGAGAAGAAUUGAUGAAUGGAAGGAAUAAUUUAUAUACCCUAUAGAGUUUUCUUUUUUAAUGGACAUAUACUGUAUUGUAGUGUUUAACUGAAAUAAAAUUAUUUGACCUUA